Messenger RNA from Amphimedon queenslandica, 2053 nucleotides. RefSeq lists its product as uncharacterized. Bases 1416 to 1967 code for a protein of 183 amino acids. The transcript is spliced from 4 exons. NCBI's taxonomy places the organism in Eukaryota, Metazoa, Porifera, Demospongiae, Haplosclerida, Niphatidae. The record is from RefSeq and is a predicted model, not a curated record.
AAGAAGCAGGCUUCAAUAAAGAUUGCAUUUUUUGGAGACUUAUAAGGGAUUUUAAGACUGGCAACCCGUAAAUUGUUUGUCAUGUUGUGCAUGCCACAAACUUUGGUAAGUCAUUUUAUAUUAAUAAUACAGUCUCAAUUAUUACACAAAUUAAUACAUAUUCUGAUACAUAUCAUGUUUUUAUGCUGUGUAGGAAGUUUGAGCUGAUUCAAUACCCAAGGCCCAUGGUUAUUCCAAAAAUUGGCCCAAAUUUUUAUUACAUUUUCUGAUGCAUAUUGAUGUAGUAACGCUAUGUAGAACAUUUAAGCUGUUUUCAACUAAUAAUUCUUAAGUUAUGAGCAUUUUAAAAAGAAUCAGUUGAUAUUUACCUGAUUAAGGCUAUAGCGCAUAGUAUUUUCUAAAACAUAGCUCCAUAAUUACUCGGCCAAAUUUUAUUACAUAUGAUGCUGUGUAAAAGUUGAUUCCAACUUCAAUUUUUAAAGUUAUAGCCCUAUUUAAAAGUGGCCAAUUUUUGAAAAGUAUCUAAGGCUAUAAAAACCAUGGGUUCUUUAAAAAUUGGCUUCAAAAUCACCCCCGUUUAGUGCAUGUUUUAGGCCAUCAUUUAUGAAAUAAAGAAAUUCUUUUAUUACAUUUUUGAUGCAUAAACGUACAAUCAAUUGUGUAUUUCUUGAAGCAAGAAAUUUUGCUAUCCCUCUCACUCCCCUAUGAUUAUAUGAUUAUUAUAUAUAUGAUCAUCUAUGAUUAUCUAUAAUUAUAGAUAGAAAUAAUAAUAGAGCAAAUAAUAAUAAUAAUAAUAAUAAUAAUAAUAUCAACUUGACAAAGACAAAGUUAACAAAUAAAAAGCAAAAGUUGGUAAUGGUGUCUCUGAAGGACUCAAUGACCGAAUCAGAGAGCCUAAGAUUAAAUUAAUUACACUACAUUAAAAAUUAAAUUUAAAUUUAAAACAGAACAUAAUAUUAAAAUGAGGAAAAAUUAGGAGUUUUGGGGGGAGUGAGAACAUUUAUCACAUGGACAUGAUAAGUGAUAGGUGCAUGGGUGGUCAACAUUAUAAGAGUUGAGAAAAUGUUUCCAUAGAAACUUUUUCACCUUCAUACAGUUUGUAGUGGGAGAGAGACUUAAAUCGAAAAUGAGUUUACUCUAGAUAAUAGAGUUUACUUUAUUAUCUAUAAUAAGAUAAUAGAAAUAAUAAAGUAAAUGAAAGUGAGUUUACUCUAGAUUAGAGUUUACUCUAUUAUCUGUGAUUAUAGGAACGACCUGGGGGCUACGCCCCCAGGUCUUUACAAAUUAUGAGAUUAGAAUUACUAAGAAUACGAUGAGCAUUUUUCGAUCUGUGGGACUGGGACUACUACUAAAGUAGUAAGUGUUGAUAGUAAUUUAACAAGCUAGCCUAUACUAUAAGAUCCCUGUAGUUUUCAAUGAUGGCUGGCGGUUCAGCUGAAGUACAGAAACCACAGUUCAAACAGGCCAACUCUCAUCCAGCUGUCUCGAUAUCGGGUAGCCAGACCCACCCUCCCAAAGCUUGGUGCUAUGUUUCAAGAACCAAGGAAGAAACAGAAGUGUUGGCUAGUCCAGUUAAAAAGAAGUCUUUAAAAGAUUAUAUGUGGAGUUUAGUCAAUGGAAGCCUGACAUUAUUGUCCAUUUUUGUGUACUGUGCUGUUCUCAUGACCAUCUACAUUCAUCCUAACAAUUUGUUAUGGCUUUGUGUAGCAGUUUUCCUAAACGUGUAUGCUCUUGUUGUUUCAAUAAUGACAGCAGUUAAAACAAAAGAUGAAAAUUGGUUUUGUCUUUUUGUACUUAUAUUGAAUAUAAUAAUUAUCACGAAGGCAGAAAGUAACACAUUUAACUAUAUUUUUUUUAUUUUUGCAGCUUUGAUAAUAUUCAUCAAGAAAGAACCUUCUUGUACUAUUCCGCAAACUAUAACUCCCUCCACUGACAAUGACAAAGAUAAUACAAUUUUUAUUGUUUAAUGCCGGUAUUUAUAUAUUAUAACUUGAGUUGGGCGGCUGCAUAUAAUGUGGUUGCUAAUAUUUUAUCUCAAUGACUCUAUAUCAAA